CGAUUCCACCCAUGUUUAAACAGACUUUGGUAUCUUUCUAGAAAUAUAAAAACUAAGUCAUUCUCUGGUGAUAAGAAUAUAUAUUUUACAGUCAUAAUCACCUAGCACUGAAUACAACUAUCCUUCAACCAAAUCAAUCUUUAGUAUCUGUUUAUCUCCUGCGUAUUCCAACAUCAUCUAGCACUUACAAAAAGCAAUAUUUGGGAGAGCCUUAAUAACCAUGGCCCAUAAUUCUGGUGUUGACCGCGACAACAAGCUCGCAGCUCUUAACUCCGCCACCUUGGGCGCCGAGAUGCCUCAAAUAACACUCCCGGACGGAAGUAAAGUACAAACCGGGACUGUGGGUGCUCUACUCAUAAACAUACGCGCUUACAACGAAGCGCAUAAAGUUGGAGACAAAGAUAAGAAGGCGCAGCUAGAGGAGUCGAUGCGCGCGACACUGCCGCUUCUGGAUAAAGUUGGCAUGUUCGAUCUUUUCCCAGCAGAGGAGUGGAUUUCAGGAGACAACGAAGGUCGGAAGGUCGUAGGCAAAAUGUACCAAGAAUUCAAGUCACGGCGGUAGGGGGGGCACGAGAUGCUAUUAAUUUAGCUGUGGGAAGAAGAUCGGACGACGUAUAGAUAUCAUCAACGGGAAACUCCCAACUCCA
Messenger RNA from Daldinia vernicosa, 647 nucleotides. RefSeq lists its product as uncharacterized. Bases 221 to 562 code for a protein of 113 amino acids. NCBI's taxonomy places the organism in Eukaryota, Fungi, Ascomycota, Sordariomycetes, Xylariales, Hypoxylaceae. The transcript is spliced from 2 exons. The record is from RefSeq and is a predicted model, not a curated record.